This is a messenger RNA of [Torrubiella] hemipterigena, 1971 nucleotides long. The record is from the annotation of a GenBank genome assembly. NCBI's taxonomy places the organism in Eukaryota, Fungi, Ascomycota, Sordariomycetes, Hypocreales, Clavicipitaceae.
CAUUCCUCCCCGUGUCCUUGCAUCCGCAUCCCCAAAAUACAGUCAUUUCUGCUUGUGCCUUUGUUUUUCUUUCUUCCCUUCUAUUUCAUCUCUUCUUUCUAUUCCAGCAGCAGCCUAAGUCUAGCAGUUACAAUCGCUUUUUUUUUCCUUCACUCUUCCACGUGCCUAUUUUCUUGCUGCAGCACACAACUCGCCCUCUGCGCCACCACACACCACAAGCUUUCGUCGUCAUCGCGUACCCACUAGCGGAGCCCCUCGACCCGACUGGAUAAAACACUAGAUACUGCACUCUGGUUUGCUUCGCACAAGCACCAAAGCGCAGCGGCAGUAGCAACACACGGGUACGGCUAAUUCAGGUCGAACCGGUUGCUACUACGUCAAAUAUCCUGGCAUCUCGCCUCCUUGCUGUCUGAUACACCCAGCAGCGCAGACGACUCGAUCCUACAUAUCGCAUUUAUUCUCCCCCCUUUCGCCCACCAUGCUCAACAUUCGACGCUCCGUCGUUGCCGCCGCCUGCCUCCUCACCCUAUUUUUCCUCGUCUUCCGCUCUCACUCCGACCAACCUACGGAACUUGUCACAGACCCGUCACAACUCGAUUCGAAAUACGAUGGUGCAGCUCUCAAUGCCGUCGGCCACAGCUUGCGAGCUGUAGCCCAGAAGCCUUUGGUCGACAUGUCCCAAAUGUCUACGUCCGAUAAACUGAGCUACACAUAUCCGUACGAUAUCGAAAGCAAGUUUCCUGCUUACAUCUGGCAAACUUGGAAAUACACACCGGCCGAUAGCAGAUUUAUGUUUCGCGAACAGGAGGCGUCUUGGACGGAGCAACAUCCCGGCUUUGUUCAUGAAGUGGUGACAGACAGCGUCGCUCUUAGUCUUUUGAAACUCUUUUACGCUGGCGUGCCUGAGAUUCUAGAAGUCUAUGAAGCGCUGCCCCUACCCGUGCUCAAGGCAGAUUUCUUCCGAUAUCUGAUCCUCUUUGCCCGCGGUGGCAUCUAUUCCGAUAUCGAUACCUAUGCAAUCCAAAGCGCCGACCACUGGAUCCCAUCUAAUGUGCCCGCCGAGUCCAUCGGUCUGGUGAUUGGAAUCGAGGCUGAUCCUGAUCGUCCCGACUGGGCCGAUUGGUACAGCAGGCGCAUCCAGUUUUGCCAGUGGACUAUCCAAGCAAAGCCAGGCCACCCUGUCCUCCGCGAUAUUAUUACAAGAAUUACAAAUGAGACUCUCACGCUUAAGCAGAGCGGAAAGCUCAGCCACAUCGACAAUCACGAAGUUGUUGGCCUAACUGGGCCAGCCCCGUGGACUGAUACCAUUAUGGAUUACUUCAACGACGAACGAUACUUCAACAAGGACGAGAGCAGAGGCAAGAUUGACUUCCACAACUUUACCGGCAUGACAAAUCGCAGACGUGUCGGCGAUGUUAUUGUUCUUCCGAUUACCAGCUUCUCUCCAGGAGUUGGCCAAAUGGGAGCACAAGAAGCCGAUGAUCCUAUGGCCUUUGUACAACACGAUUUCGAAGGCACUUGGAAACCCGAAAGCGAGAGGCAUAUUGGUGAGCAGCAAGGCUAGAAGAAAGCUGCCACAGCUCUUGUUUCACAGACAUCUUCAAUCCCUGGCAACAGUGGUUAAGAUGUGAUCCCAGCACUGGUGCUUGGGGGAUCCUAUUAUUUUCCGUGGCAUACUUUGGCCAUUUCGUUUUUUGUUCCAUUCACCAACAACGCCAUAUUUUAUAUCUGUUUUAUUACACUUCCUGGACCGGGAAAGAUGUGCGGAUCGAGGUUAAAAUUAUGCUCGAGGCCAAGAGCAUCUUGGAGCAUAGAUUGACGGGUGUUAUUUUUUUGUUAUUUUCUAUGCGUUUCAUUGCUCGUUUAGGGAUAGAAUUUGGAGCAUGGCUUUUAGACUACGUCUUUAGUGAGGAGAGAAAGACGGCCCUGUAUGUACAAGUAGCGACUGAAAUGCAAUUCAUCAGUCAAAGG